Messenger RNA from Thermothelomyces thermophilus ATCC 42464, 3156 nucleotides. RefSeq lists its product as uncharacterized. The transcript has a single exon. Lineage: Eukaryota; Fungi; Ascomycota; Sordariomycetes; Sordariales; Chaetomiaceae. The annotation marks the transcript as partial. The record is from RefSeq and is a predicted model, not a curated record.
UCUUCUGCGGCAGCGCCCCUUGAGCGCUCUAUAUCCUAUCAAUCGGCCACUUCGAUCAGGAGUCACCGGUCUACCGCUCGCGCCCGCAAGAGGCUGACAUCACAGCCCCCGAGCUCGGCGUCGUCCAUCGCCGCGUCCGACAAGUCUCUGACCUCGUUUCCUUCCUUUUCCCCGGACUCCCCACGCGAAGAGAGAAGCUACUUCUUCCGCGAGGACGACGACACGACGCCGGUAACCUCAUCACGCAAGACAUCGGGACAGAGCCUGGCCGUCCCGGAACAGGGUGACACCAAGGAGCCGGAGCAGAGCAAGGGCGGCGACGGACAAGGGCAGCAGGGAAACGGUCACCAGGAACGGGCCCGGCCGUCUGCGAUUGUGGAUCACCUCACCGCCACCGCAGUCGUAUCCCCCGCGCGCGGCGCCCUGUUCGACGAUGCGCCGCCGCCAUCACGCAACAUCCCCGGAGCGCUGCACCUCGCCGAUGACGAGCAUAUCGAGCGCCUGAUCGCCCGCCACGGCGCCGUCAACCUCGUGCGCCAGAUAGCCGAGGACCUUGCCCGGCGAGAUGCCCAGAUCUCGACUCUGCGUCGGCGGGCCGACGAGCGGGAGCGGGCGCUGCGCAAGAUCAUUCUGGAGUGUGGCCUGUCCAGCCUGGAUCUCGAGACGCGCCUGCGAGCCGUGGAGCAGCAGGCAAAGGCCAACGGGGCUUCGAGACGGGCAUCGGGAGAAGGCAUCUCGGACCUCGUGACGGAUGCCAUGGCCGAAGACAUGAGGCAUCAUCCCUUUUCAAGCCACGUCUUCGAUGACGCAACCAUCCGUUCAAGCUCGGUUCCCUUACCGGUUAACACGGAUGCUGAGCUUCCCAAGGGUUCGGCGCGCGGGUGGAAGGACUACCUUUGGGGCAGCAGUACGGUAAAGAAGUCCGGCCGGGCAGAUAGCCUGCUGCGAGAGGCAAGCAAGCAGCCACCCGCUGUUGUCAAGGCCACGCCGGCAGAGCGACGGCCGGCCCUGCAGGAAGACCUUUUCACUCCGCCCCAAGAGGACCUGCCCGUGCGGAGUCCCAGCCGAGCGUCCAGCAUCGGCUCGAGCAAUGCCUCCCGAAAACCGUCCCUGGCGAGCAUGGCGUUGCGGCUGGUGGCGGGCGGAGGGUCAACGGCGCGUGACGGCGAGGCUCGCGGACGCACGAGCAGUGCCCAGUCAGGGGCCGCGACGAGGACACCGUCGAGCUCGAGCCUCAACGCCGGCGGCUCGGUCCGUGCCGCGUCGUCUCAGAGCAGCGGCCCGAAGGCCUUGAUGGCAAUGCGCCGACCAGCCGGCCCCGUCCGCCCCAUCGAUGUCCCGCCGCCGCGAGCCUUCACCCAAGACCGCUGGGAUACCAUGGCCCCUACGCCUGGAGGUGACCAGCUUGCGUCGCACCACCAGAACUACGGUCCGGUCGAGAUGGACACGAUCCUCCCGGCGGAGGCCCAGCCGCCGACAUUGACACAGUUCUACAACAACCACGUGGGCGCCGACCUGCUCACCGACCGCUUCGGCUUCAUCUACGAUCAGCGCCGGAAGAAGCGCCAACGGGAGGCGGCUCAAAUGGCCCGCCAUGCGAAGAAGAAUAGCCGCGCCGAGAUGGUCCACGGCCGAAACGGCCUGUCUCCGGUGGUGCUGGAGGACAACGCCAGCGGAAAUGUGAGCGUCAGUAGCGACGGCCGGCCCGACACGCCCGGCUCGUCCGAAGAGCCCCGCGAGGAAGCGAAGCCCAAGAGAUGGCAGGAUUACCUCAAGAUCGCGACCUUCCCGACCGAACUCCUCUCUCACACGCCCUCGAUCAGCGCCCUGGGUGUCGAGGUGUUGGAGGCUUCCGAGACGCCCAAAUCCCCCGGCCAGUCGCCGAGCAUCGUGUCGGAGGACAGGGGCUUCUUGCCGUCCGCCACCACCACCACGGCCGCAAUAACGCCAAGCGACAGCGAGAUCCAGCCCGUUUCCGAGUCCGAUCAGCAACAGCACCGGCAGCAGCAGCCACAACAGCAGUCUUCUCCCGCGACGCUCGCGAAAGAAGACGCCGAGCCCGUCCGGCUGCUCCUGGAGAACCUCAACAACUUGCACGAUACCCUCCAGCGCGAGAAGACGGUCAGGUGGAACGACUUUCUCCGCAAGGUCAGGGCGGAGCGCAAACGCGACGGCGAGGCGGCGGCGGCGGCCGCCGAGGCGCGGUUCCAGCGCGCCACCGCCGUCAUGCCCGAGACGCGCAUCGGGGACGGCGAGCUGAUCGGCGUCGCCAGCCUCGGCAUCCAGGGCAAGAUCGGCCGGGCCAAAGCCAGCGAGUUCCGCUCCCUGGUGCUCGGCGGCAUCCCCGUCGCCUACCGGUCCAAGAUCUGGUCCGAGUGCUGCGGCGCCAACGCGCUCCGCAUCCCCGGCCACUACGCCUCCCUGGUCGCCCGCCCGGAAACCAGCGACGACCCGCAGGUGGUCGCCCAGAUCAAGGCCGACAUCACGCGCACCCUGACGGACAACAUCUUCUUCCGCAAGGGGCCCGGCGUCCAGAAGCUCCACGAGGUCCUGCUCGCCUACUCGCGCCGCAACCCGGACGUGGGCUACUGCCAGGGCAUGAACCUGGUGGUGGCCAACCUCCUCCUGAUCACGCCGUCGGCCGAGGACGCCUUCUGGAUCCUGUGCUCCAUGGUGGAGACGAUCCUGCCGCCGCACUACCUGGACCACUCGCUGCUGGCGUCGCGCGCGGACCAGACGGUGCUGCGCCAGUACGUGCGCGAGGUGCUGCCGCGCCUGUCGGCGCACUUCGACGCCCUCGCCAUCGACCUCGAGACCAUGACGUUCCAGUGGUUCCUCUCCCUCUUCACCGACUGCCUCUCCGCCGAGGCCCUCUUCCGCGUCUGGGACGUCGUCCUCUGCCACCCGGCCGACGCCGGCGCCUUCCUCUUCCAGGUCGCCCUCGCCCUCCUCAAGCUCAACGAGGCCGCCCUCCUCCGCUGCGAGAGCCCCGCCGCCGUCUACACCUACAUCAACCACCAGAUGACCAACCACGCCAUCAGCAUCGACGGCCUCGUCCAGGCCAGCGAGGCCCUCCGCCGCCUGGUCAGGAGGGACGAGCUCCAGGCCCGCAGAGCCCGCGCGGUGGAGGGGGAGAGGCGCGCGGCACAGGGAAGA